This is a messenger RNA of Habropoda laboriosa, 499 nucleotides long. RefSeq lists its product as uncharacterized. The record is from RefSeq and is a predicted model, not a curated record. Bases 77 to 499 code for a protein of 140 amino acids. Lineage: Eukaryota; Metazoa; Arthropoda; Insecta; Hymenoptera; Apidae. The transcript has 2 exons.
CGUAAAAGAAGAAUAGAAGAAAGCUUGUUCGAUACUGCUACAAUCCAAUUUGAUUUGUCAAUAUGUGGAAGAGCAUAUGUUAAUUAUGUCCGAUAAAGAAGAUACAGAUAUAAAUAAAAAAUUCGAAGAUUUAUUGUUCGUGGAAGAAAGUGCUAAGCACGUAGGUUACGAAGAAGGUUACGAAGAAGGCAUUAUUGCGAAACAACAGUGGGUAGACGGAUUUCAUCUUGGCCAUCAUAGAGCUAGUUUGUUAGCUGCACAAUUGGGAUAUUACUGUGGUAUUUUGGAACAGUACUUGAGUACCAACAAAUGUAAUUCAGAGAAAGGAGUUUGUAUAGCAAAGGAACUUAUCGAACAAUUAAAUAAUUUUCCUAGAUACAACGACACAACAAUAGACAUACUCAAGACUGUAGAUGAUAUCAAAUUUAAGUAUGCCAAAUUUUGUUCAUUAACAAAAAUAUGUUCAUCGUACCCUGAAAUGGAUAAACUUGAUUUUUAA